This is a messenger RNA of Microthlaspi erraticum, 1401 nucleotides long. Lineage: Eukaryota; Viridiplantae; Streptophyta; Magnoliopsida; Brassicales; Brassicaceae. The record is from the annotation of a GenBank genome assembly.
AUGGGGGAUAAAGAAAACCCUAAUACGAUCGAUAUUCCUACGGAUCUACUGAUAGAGAUACUUUUGAGACUUGCCCUGAAAUCUCUUGUUAAACUUAAAACUGUGUCAAAGGAAUGGAGAUCAAUACUCGAUUCAAAGAGUUUCGGGGACAUGUAUCUGAGUUUCCAAAAAUCUGGGAAGAAUUGCCGGAAAAUCCUAGCCGCUUGCCACUGCGAUUGCGGCGGCCCGCCGAGUCUCCUCCCCGGGUCAGGAUUCAAAGGAAACGAAGAGAUUGUCAGUUUGCACUGCGACGUCACACGACCGUCGAUGAGUUGCGACGGUUUGGUCUGCUUGCCGGAACCAGGUUGGGUCAACGUCGUGAACCCCGCGACUGGACAACUCCGGAGAUUCGCGUCCGGACCAGAUCCCGUGUCCUCUCUCUUGAUACCACCUCACAAGGACAUAUUUUUGACCGGCCACUGGUCGACAUAUUUUCCGGGAUACUGGGCGAUGGGAUUCGGCAGAGACAAAGUUAGAGGGAGCUACAAAGUGGUGAGGAUGUUCUUUGAUCCAAGCCAUAGUGAGAUUCUUGAUGUUAACAUUGGGGAAUGGCGGAAACUGAGUCCACCUCCUUACCCGGUUCACGUCGGAAGGAAAUCGGUUUGUGUGAAUGGAUCAAUCUAUUGGUUUGAAAUUGGGUCUAGGUGCAAGAUACUAGCCUUGGAUCUCCACACACAAGAGUUCCAUAAUGUCGCAAUGCCAGCUCCUUUUAGAUAUAAGAUGGACACUCAGAUAGUGAACCUUGAGGACAGUCUAGCUUUAGUCACAUCCGGAGUGAACAAAAACCUUGAAUGGCAGCUAGAGAUUUUGAGCAUGGAUGCACAAAAGGAAAGUUGGAGCCUGAUGUAUUUAAUAAGCUUAGCGGAUCUACAUAUUAGGCUGUUGGAGGCUAGAUGGUUCACGCCGGUGACAGUUUCUAAGCAGGGGAAUCUUUUGAUCUAUGACAACAAGAGGAGGCUGUACAAAUAUUAUCCUCGUACAAAUAUAGUCCGUCGGAUCUCGCCACAUACUUGCAUUGUAUUAUCUCCUUAUCUCGAAACUCUGUUCCAGCUUCAGACUGAUCAACUCGAUUUAAGGACUGGACGAACAAUAUGCAUCUCCAAGGUUUGGAUUGCUUCAGCUCAAGUUAUAUCAUCACUUCGAUCAAGAGUUGACAAGUUUCUUUGUAGGGGAAAAGCUUACAGUCAGGACUAUACUCUUCAAAUUUGUGAUUUCGAUGUUAUUAUCGCUCCUGAUUGUUGGAGUUUUAAUACUCGUGGGCGUGGCGAUGGGAGCCUUCAGUCGUCGCCUACUCCCUAUGGUGUGAAUCGUCCUCUUCAGGAUUUGACAGUGAAUGCAUUUCUCUUCUUCUAUCCCACAUAA